Molecule: messenger RNA, 6581 nt
Organism: Xyrauchen texanus (razorback sucker)
Lineage: Eukaryota; Metazoa; Chordata; Actinopteri; Cypriniformes; Catostomidae
Product: interferon-induced very large GTPase 1
Exons: 6
Coding region: 270-5189 (1639 amino acids)
Molecular function (GO): GTP binding
Source: RefSeq, a predicted model, not a curated record
UUCAAUCAUAUAUUUUAUUUAUUUGUUUACAUGUGUUACCCUCAAAAUAAGCAGAAUGGAAGAGAGAGCUCAGAUUUUCUUUGUUUUGUUUACACAUUUUUUUUAUUUACAUAUGGGUGUGGUUAAGAGAUAGGUGCAAUAAUACACUGAACCAAGAAGAUCUCAGAUCUGGCUACAUGCGGAACACAUUCUGCAGCAUGUUCUCUGGCUAUUGACACAUCAGUAUCCUGAUUUUGGUGGCAAAAUGGAAUAACCUUAACUUAAACAUCAUGGGUUCUUAUUUCUCAAAGGAUGAGAAUAAAGGCGAUAGAGAAAAUCCUGCUCAUGGACAUGAAGCUGGAAAAAGAAAAAGAAAGGGUAGUGAGUCAUUCCAAGAGACAAACAACAAAAAACAAAGAAGUGACUCAGCAACAGGAAGUUGUACUUUUCAGAUGAAACCUGCUGAUAAUCAGGUUAAAGACAAUGCUUGUGGAGUAGCAGGACUAAACCAACAUGAAGACAAGGACUACAUCAAGAGUGAAAACAUCAAGCAACUCAUCAAUAGACUCAAUCUCUUGAGCAAGUACCGGAGCAAAUUGAAGUCACAAGACUUUCUGCAAUUAAAUGCACCUUCAUUACAGAGGCAUGAACCUUGUCAAGAGGGGAACUUGGUUCAAACGUUUAUACAAGGACUCCUAAAUAUGGAUUACAGAGCAAGAUACAUUUCAGUGAAAGAAGAAAAAAGUGAGGAAAGCACACAAAGGAGCAUGGUGUCAUAUAAAGGAGAGGGCAACACUUUUGAUAAAAUUUUCAAGAGGUCUGCACCUGUUGAUGAACUGAGUAAAAGACACCAUGUUCACCCAAUGGACAUUCAGAUGGCAGUAUUUCUCUUUGCAGACAAUUUCCUUCGCCAACUCAUGGUAACAAAACUCUCACAGUGUCAGUAUGCUCUUCCUCUGCUUGUGCCCAACCCUUUCACUAAAGAGAUUGAAUUUCCCUUGUGGACCUUUCGCCUAAUCAAGAAGAGCUGGAAAUUAUGUGAAAAAAACAUCAGCAAAAACCAGUCAAUAUACAAGGCAGCAACCCCUAUGGUUGCAUUUUUCAGGUUUUCAGCAGUUUCUACAUCCAAAUCUGAAUUAAUAAACAAUCUGAUCAAUGAACGACAUGAAACGUUCUUUCACAGGAACUGCUGUGGAAGUAGCAAAUCUCGUCUGUUGAUGGACGGAGUGGUUGAGAUUGCCUGGUACUGCCCCUCUGGAGAUAAAACAGAUAAAUUCACGGAUUGUGUUGCUUUCUGUAAUCUACAUGGUGAUUCACAAGAUAAUGAGACGCAGCAAAACAUUCUGAUGAAAGAGUCCUCGAUAAAUGUGGUUGUUAUACCAAAUCUUGAACAGACUGACAAAUGCAUGACAGUGGUGGACCGACUCUUUAACAGCACAAAGCCACUCAUUUGCCUUCUGACUGAAAAUGACUCAGGUGUCACCGAGGUGCAGAAAGGCAAAUACACAAUUGGCUUGAUACACAGAAAUAAAUCAGCUGUAUCUGAGGAACUCAGAAGAACCAUCGUAAAGUGUCUCUCAAAACCGCUGUCAUUUUUUAAAGUUGGGAAUGUCGUCAAUCAUCCAGGAAUCAGUGUGGAUGAGAAUGAUGAUGACUGCAGGAGAGGAAAAGAGACAGCAGAGCAGAUGAUCAGAAUACUGGAGACAAAGGACCCAUCUAAAAUCAAAGAAACUUUUCUGCCUUGUCAGGGAAAAUUGUGGCACGACUGGUGUUUAAAGAACAAAGAACUUCAUCGACCUCAAGGGGAUAACAUUGAAAUGCACAAUAGCCUAAAACAAACAGAAAUGCAUCAAAUCCGUGAAAAGCAGAGAUCUGUAGGUCUCAGUAUAUUUAUGAAGUUGUUUAUUCAAACACUUGAUUCCAGAAAUGCUGAUGAGAAGAUGUAUUUCCUUAAAUGGUUAGGGAUCCUCCUGGAUGAGAUUACUUCAGAAGACCUCUCCGCUCUUCAUCAUGAGUAUGAUGAAAAGUGGACAAAGGUGUUGGAUUUGAAAAAGAAACAUGAUAAAUCUCAGCAGCUGACAGAAGAACAAACACAACUUGAGAAGCUUUCGGAAAAACUGAAUGCAGCAACAUUUGGCUUGGAACAUAUUCUACGAGAGAUUGGCCAGAUAUAUGAAUCGUGUGAAUCUGUGAAGAAUAAACAGGCUGGAUGUCAAUUAAAUGUAAGUUCUCUCCCACGGUUUGCUGCAGAGCUCAUGAUCUCUGGAUACCCACUGGAACUGAUGGAUGGUGAUGCAGCUCAUGUUCCUCUGAUUUGGGUUAAAGCUGUUCUAGAUGAACUUAUCAAUAUACUAGGAGACCAGAGAGUCUUUGUGUUGUCUGUUUUAGGGAUUCAGAGUACUGGGAAAUCCACCAUGCUAAAUGCCAUGUUUGGACUGCAGUUUGCAGUCAGUGCAGGUAGGUGCACCAGAGGAGCUUUCAUGCAGCUUGUCAAAGUGUCAAAAGAACUGAAGAUCCAUUUAAACUUUGACUACCUUCUUAUCGUUGAUACUGAGGGGCUCCGCGCUUUGGAAUUGGCUGGCAGGUCAACAUUAAAUCAUGAUAACGAAAUGGCAACAUUUGUGGUCGGCCUUGGAAAUAUGACCCUGAUCAACAUCUUUGGUGAGAAUCCAGCUGAGAUGCAGGACAUCCUCCAGAUUGUUGUUCAAGCCUUCCUGAGGAUGAAGAAGGUACGACUGAAUCCUAGCUGCAUGUUUGUGCAUCAGAAUGUUGGAGACAUCACAGCAGGUGAGAAGAACAUGGUAGGGAAAAGGCGCUUACAGGAGAAACUAGAUGAGAUGACUCAGCUCGCUGCCAAAGAGGAAGUCUGUAAUGCAGAAUGUUUCAGUGAUGUCAUUGGGUUUGAUAUAAAGAAUGAUGUGCGGUACUUUUCCCAGCUCUGGGAGGGCAGCCCACCCAUGGCUCCACCCAAUCAAUGCUACAGUAAAAAUGUACAGGAGCUUAAGAACGCCAUUCUUUCCCGUGCAUCACGCUGUAAUGGUAUUAUGCUGGCACAAUUCAAAGAUCGUAUUGGAGAUCUCUGGAAUGCACUUAUGAAUGAAAACUUUGUUUUCAGCUUUAAGAAUACUUUGGAAAUUGUGACAUAUAGGAAAUUAGAGGAGGAGUUUGGAAAGUGGACCUGGAGUCUCAGGAGUGCCAUGCUGGAGAUUGAAGACAAACUGCAUAACAGAAUUAACAACAAGCAACUGCAUAACAUUGAAAAAAGAGACCUAGAAAAUGAGAUUGCAAAUACCAAUGAAGAAGUGAAAAUCUCCAUGGAACAUUACUUCGAAAAACACAAAGAGAAGGAGAUGUUGAUACAAUGGAGACCGAAAUUUCAAGAGAAAAUCAAGCAUCUACAUGGGGAGCUUUUGAGGGAGGCAAAAAGAAAAUUAGAUAACAUAAUCCAUCAAAGAGAAGCUCACGCCAAACUUGAUGGGGAGAAAACUCUACAUGAGCGAAAACUCCUUGAGAAGAGCAAAGAGCUUGCUUUCAGUCUCAAACAAAAAGAUCUCAAUGAGAAUGAAUUGAAGAGACAUUUUGAUUCAGUGUGGAGUAAAUGGGUCUCUGAUUUGACAGGAGAUGUUCCACCUUUUAAAGAAAUCAGCAUAGAAAAUGAUAUAAUUGCAUUACUAAAUGAAAUGCAUGAAGAAGCACUUGUACGUGACAGAUUAAAUAAAUUUAGAAAUAUAAAUGAGGUGCUUGAUUACACAACUUAUGUAAAUCCCAUCAAAACUUUCUGCAAAAAACCUGUUGCGACUCAACCACUACCACCUGAGGACCAAGAGUCAAUUAAACAACUAAUGCACAACAUCAUUCGUCAAACAGAGAACACGGUUAAGUCAAAAUCAGUUGCAAAGCUUGGUUACAAUCCAAGCUACAUUCAAGAAAUUGCAGAACUUGUCAAAACGGCUGUAAGAAACCACACAUGUAAGUCCACAAAAUAUGAAUUCAAGAAGGAGUUCACAGUGGAUUUGACGCUCUUUGUGUGUGAGUUGGCUGGUACGAGGUUUGCAGAACUCCAUCAGGUUUUCAGGGAAGCGAAUGAUCCCUUUAUUUACUUGGAGAAAAAGAAACCAGAGUACUACAGUGUGUUUCAGCUAUUCUGCAGAGGUGCAACAUCUGCUGCAGUAUUUGGAGCCUUGAUUUGUAGUGAGCUGAAAGAACCCAUUCUUCAUAGUGUCUAUAACAAGACUGCAAAAGACCUGUCAGGAGAGAUGCGGACAAAUAUUCCAGCGUUCAAAGGCAACAGGUCAAACUUGGAGAAACACAUUCUGAAAGCUCUGGCAGAAGAGGAGAACUUUAGCAAGUUCACAGAGUACAUUCAUUAUCCCAGGGAACACUUCGAAAAUUUCAUCGAAUGUGAAGUUAAAGCAUACAUUACAGAGGGGAAUUCAAAAGCUCUUACAAUGAUUAAAGGGAAUAUAAGGCACAAGGAGCAAUGUAUUAUCACAGCUGCUGAAACAGCAACAGCUGAAGUCUUGGGGAACAGAGGAGAUGCAAAUAUGUGGCUAAAAGUAUUUUCAUACGGCUUGAAAGAUGAGCUUGAGUACAAUAAAGAACACCUCACUGGUAAUAGCUGUCAGGACAUCACUAACUUUGAACUUCUGGAACUGGCUGUUAAAAAAGAACUUCUGCCCAUUACAGAAGAGCUGAACAGAAUCCUAGAGAAACCCUCUGAUAUCAAAAUGGAAAUGUUCAGGGAAAAGCCAGCUGAGAUUUUGAUAGAUUUUUUCUGUCAGUGUUGCUGGGUCCAGUGUCCCUUCUGUAAUGCAGUUUGUAUCAACACAAUGGAGGACCAUCCAGGUGAUCAUAUUGUCCCCUUCCAUCGCAACUGUGGAAUGAAUGGAAUGAUUUACAAAGGAACAACUAAUCUAAGCGUGAGUUUUUGCACAUCAGCUGUGGCAAGUGAUCGUCACUUUUACCCAUCCAUUGACCCAGAUAAAAAAAUACCAUGGAAAUGUUAUAGAACAGCAGGCCCCAAGUAUGCAAACUGGUGCAUCACACCUGAUCUCUCAGAGCUGCCAUACUGGAAGUGGUUUGUGUGUCGAUUUCAGGCUGAGUUGGAAAACUACUAUGGUAAAACUUUCGAGAGGUCUGGUGAGAUUCCACAUGCAUGGAGAUCCUUCACAAAAGAGGAUGCCAUUGAGAGUUUGAAUAAAUACCUGUAAUUUGGAAAGUUAAAAUAGUAUUUUUCCUGUAUGUUUCAAAUAUCAUGAAUUCUGAAAUUACUGGUCUUUCUUUUAAUUAUUAAUAUUAUUAUUAUUGUUUUAUAAAAACAUUUUUGUGAGAGACAGAUUCAAUUACAUAAUAUGUCAUAAGAUGUUACUGAAAAUAGCUAUCAGAUAUUCUAUAGUAUAAGCACACAUAACAAGAGUCAAUGUGUAAGACGAAACAGACUGCUACUGAGUAAUAAGGUUUGUUUAAAUUAAUGACAUUCUACCACUAAAACCAUGGCAGUCAUGUAAAGUAAACAGUGUGUGAAAAGUUGUAAACCUUAAAAUGAGAUGACCUGUUUUGUUUUGUGUUUUGGGGGGUGGUAUGAUGAAAUGUUAACUGUCAGUAGGAGCAAUAGGGCACAACAGUCUGGUUCCGGAAGUAAAAAAUGCCAUGAAUUUCAACGCUAACUUAUAAACCUUUAAAGACAGACCUUCCUUGAGCUCUGAGGUUGUUUAUCAAUGGUAUAUGCUUCUGUUGAAGCCAUCCGUCUGCGUUAUUUCAACUGCAUUGUUUCAAAAUCAUCUAUAAUAGCGGAUUAGUUCAUCACUCCCAUGAUGAACUCGUAAUCAAGCCUUGUUUAUAUAAGGCGGCCUUCGUAGGACAAACGGAAACAGAACGUAAUAUGGUUGCUAUGACAGCACGCCACUCUUUAACAAGCGCGAGCGCUUUGAGUGAGAAGGGAACUUUGGAAGGGAAUGUAUGAGGUAUAUUUUAGGAGAGUUAUAAUGAUGUAAAGAGAAAAGAAAAUAGAUUGUACAGGUGUACUUUUAGCCUAUAAUACUUUAUUUUAAUUAUAAACAAUAUUUUUUCUAUACUUAUAAUCAACAACCAAAAAACAGUUAUUUUAUAUAUUCCCAUCGUGUUUUAUUCCAUUACAUCAUUCGCAAUGCUUCAUGGGAUUGUAGUUUGUACCCUCGUGAAGGACGGUGAAUACACAGCCUUGUACCUUUGUAAUAUUUGUCUGAUUUUCAACAUUUUUGCCUCAAAACAACGUUUGUGAUGUUGUGAUUCACCUCAGAGCUGGUUGGUUUUGUUCAUGGCUUACAAAUCUUAUGGACGAUUUUAUGCAAAGCCUAUGCAAAAAUGAAUGGGAAAGAUACUUCCGGAACUCAGAUGCGGAAUAAGUAGGCGGAGCAACAAGAGUUGUUAACAUUUAUCAUUUAAUAAUCAAGAGAUAUUAUAAUUGUUGCUUAAUAUGAACAGAUUUAAAAAUAUUUUAACUGUCUGAAAUCACCAUGCAUUCAGUUAAAAUUGUCAUUGUGAUAAAAACAAAAAACAAAACAAAAAACAAGAGAGUGUAUUUACAAUUCAGACUCUUUGACUGGAAUAUGUUAUGGUUGAUU